UUGUAAAUGAAAGUGGGGUAACGUUAGGUCCUGGCUGGUGAUGCUGAGUGACAGACAGGGGGAGAGAGAGAGAUCCUCCAGCGGAGCAGGAAGCUGCUGCUGGGACUGCCGAGAAGACAGAGGAGGGACAAAACAACGUCGACACCAGCGGGCAGGCAGCGGGGCUCCACCAUAAUGUAGACCAAACGGAGCAAGAAAAACCGUGAGCCACAUCAACCCAACAACUAGAUGUCCACGGUGCAGUGGUGAAGACAAAAGGCAGAGAGUAUUUUUUGCAUGCUGGUAAUGAAGGAGCUAAAGGGCUGCGGUAUGCGCUCCUCAGUGGGCUUUCUGUCCCGCAGAGAGCUGACUGGGCAGCCGCUCAUGAAGGAAGAAUUCCAGAGACGCAGGAUGGACGGGUGCACCAGCCUCUACAAGAAAGAUAUGCUCGGACACUUCGGCUGUGUCAACGCCAUUGAGUUCUCCAACAACGGCGGAGAAUGGCUCGUGUCUGGAGGAGAUGACCGCCGGGUGCUCCUGUGGCACAUGGAACAGGCCAUCAGUGCUCGGUCCAAGCCCGUGAAGCUGAAGGGCGAGCACCUGUCCAACAUCUUCUGCCUGGCCUUUGACAGCACCAACAAAAAGGUCUUCUCUGGUGGAAAUGACGAACAGGUGAUUCUUCACGAUGUGGAGAGAAGGGAAACCCUGAACGUGUUCCUGCAUAUUGACGCCGUGUACAGCUUGUCUGUCAGCCCGGUCAAUGACAACGUGUUUGCCAGCUCAUCUGAUGACGGCCGCGUUCUUAUCUGGGACACCCGUGAACCGCCAAGUGCAGAGCCAUUCUGCCUGGCCAGCUACCCCUCGGCCUUCCACAGCGUGAUGUUUAACCCUGUGGAGCCCAGGCUGAUCGCCACAGCCAACUCCAAGGAGGGAGUUGGAUUAUGGGACAUCCGCAAGCCGCGCAGCUCAUUGCUGCGUUACGGCGGCAGCAUGUCCCUGCAGAGCGCCAUGAGCGUUCGCUUCAACAGCACGGGCACCCAGCUGCUGGCCCUGCGCCGCCGCCUGCCGCCCGUCCUCUACGAGCUGCACUCCCGCCUGCCCAGCUUCCAGUUCGACAACCAGGGCUACUUCAACUCCUGCACCAUGAAAAGCUGCUGCUUUGCUGGGGACAAAGAUCAGUACAUCUUGUCUGGGUCCGAUGACUUCAAUCUCUACAUGUGGAAAAUCCCAAAGGACCCGGAAGAAGGAGGAGCUGGUCGUGUGGUAAACGGUGCUUUCAUGGUCCUGAAGGGUCACCGCUCCAUAGUGAACCAGGUUCGCUUCAACCCUCACACCUACAUGAUCUGCUCCUCCGGCGUGGAGAAAGUCAUCAAGGUGUGGAGUCCCUACCAGCAGCCCGAGAGUCUAGGUGACCUGGAGGGCCGUGUGGAGGACAAGUCCCGCAGCCUCUACACCCACGAGGAGUACAUCAGCCUGGUGCUGAACAGCGGCAGCGGCCUGUCCCACGACUACGUCAGCCAGUCCAUCCAGGAGGACCCGCGCAUGAUGGCGUUCUUCGACUCGCUGGUGCGUCGAGAGAUCGAAGGCUGGAGCUCGGACUCUGACAGCGACCUGAGCGAGGAGGCCAUCAUGCAGCUCCACGCCCGGGGACGCCGCGCCACCAGGGCCACGCCCACACCUCCGGCCGCCGUCUCUGCAGCCGCUCACCCCAGCGACUCAGAUAACUCGUCGUCGUCCUCGCUGGCUGGACCCGACGCCUCCGGGGGGGAGGAGCGGGGCGCAGCGGGGGAGCGGCCGAGGAGACGGAGCAGGCACCAGCGGCAUCAGUCCGGCUUCCUCGUCAACGAGGACUCGGACUCGAGCGAGUUUUGGCUGGACCCCAUGCCCCGGCCUCGCUCCCCGAGCCCUAGGGACAACUCCACACUGUCCAGCCCCCCCUCUUCUCCCUCGCUGCCCGCCGGAGCCUCCAGCUCCUCCACUUCCUCUUCCAGCUCCAGCAGCGACGACGAGGAGCGGCGUAGCGCGGUGAGGCGGCGCAACGUCACGAGGCGGCGGCGCGCGCAAGUCGUUUCCAGAGCCGGGGAUCGGCCCGAGUCCGUGCAGACUCUGUUUUCGGCCAUGGACUCCUGCAGUUACCCAUCGAUAUCAAUCGAAGACCUGUCCUCAUCGUCCGGCGAGGCGCAAGACUCUCUCCAAAUCAAGCCGAGCGCCUGCGACGCCAAAGAUGAGGACAAAUGUCUGAGCCCUUCGGACUUUGUCUGUCUGAGUCCAGUCAUGUCCUCGGAGAGUCAAGGGAACGAGGAAGGGAGUGACAAGCUGGAUGUAUUUCCAGCUCCGUCUCCGCGCUCACUGGAUGGACGCAGGACUGAAGGCAGCGCUGCUUUGGACAGCUCUGACAGCGGAGAGGCUUGCAGCAGCUCGGCAGCUUUAGACAGUAGCUCUCCGAGCCGGCGUAGCCCCGGGGUGAACGGGCGACACCGGACUGUAGCACCUCACGUGAGAGAGAACCUCCACGUCUCCUCAGAAUCAGAGGAAGAGCCUGGCGUUCUCCCUGAAGACACCCGGACACAGAGAGGAAAAGGCCCGGCGCAGAGCGCUCUGAAGCGGACUCAUGUGGGAUCAGAGGAGGGCGAGUCAGGCUCCUCUCCCUCAGAGAAGAAGUUCAAAACAUAACGAUAACUCUUCUUCAUCUCGGAAAGAAAUCGUUAGCUAACAGACUUAAUUUAGGAAGUGGGUUUUGUAUGGGUUUCUACAACUCAGACUUUUCUUUUUUUCGCGUCUCGUAGUCGCGCGCCAUGUCAUAUGAACUCAUGCUGAUUACGACCACGAGACGUUUAGGAACUAAAAACGAAAAGAAAAAGAAAGUGCCGUUAAUUUUAGUUUACAAACAAAUGAUUCGGACAAUGUCAUCCUUCUUUUUGGUCAAACCAGGGAUGACAUAAAGCUAAAAUAAAGAAAAACACAAGUUAAAUAUUGUUGAGAACUAAUGGCGUUUGAAGUGAAAAGCAUUUAUUUUCCUGCAGCAUCAGUUGUUGCUCAUGCUCUGGUUGUGGCAGAGAGCUCCACCCAGGAUUUGAAACUCCUCCAACCAUCACAAAAGAAGAAUGUCUUAUGGAGGACAAAAGCUUUGCAGCAUUUUGUUUUUAUUUGUACCGUUUCAUACUGAGCGUAAAUCUAAAUGGGCUUAUUUUCUUUUUAAGUGAUUCUCUGUUGAGACUGCUUCAGGGUGUCUGAAGAAUGGACUGACUGUCUGUGCGAAAUCUUAAGGAGCACCACUUGUUUAAGCUGUGCAUUGAAAUGAUGCUUUCACUGUCUCCAGCAAUUGUUUUUUGUCCCAUUAUCCAGCCCCUGGGUACCAUUACAAGCCAGCGCUCGCUUUUGUUUUCUUGCAAUUAAAGAAUAAUUUGUUCUCCAGUG
This is a messenger RNA of Etheostoma spectabile (orangethroat darter), 3396 nucleotides long. It is a transcript of the gene dcaf5, whose product is annotated as ddb1 and cul4 associated factor 5. The coding region runs from base 277 to 2652 and encodes 791 amino acids. The transcript has 9 exons. Gene Ontology annotation, cellular component: cytoplasm; Cul4-RING E3 ubiquitin ligase complex. NCBI's taxonomy places the organism in Eukaryota, Metazoa, Chordata, Actinopteri, Perciformes, Percidae. Gene Ontology annotation, molecular function: protein binding. Gene Ontology annotation, biological process: negative regulation of fatty acid biosynthetic process. The record is from RefSeq and is a predicted model, not a curated record.